AUGGUUACAUCUUAUGUACCAAUGCUCAAUUGCAGCCUUCGUGAAAGGCGUGGUUCAUCAGUGUCAUUGACAAUCGAUCUGAGCCAAUUCCAGAAUUCAGCUCUUGAAAUAUCACCAAUUAAUGAAGAUGUUGCCGAAGAAUUGGAACUCUGUAAGCCACGACGUCUAACACGUUACCAACUGCACCAUCUUGAUAUUUCGGCAUCUCUGUCCAUGAUUUAUGCAGAAUUUGCUGCUCUUCCAAGUCCAAGUACUUCGUCAUGUGAAAAAGUUGCGGGUUGUAGUCAAAAAAAUCGACAUACAUUAUGGCCUAUACGAGAAACUCGUGUACGAUUGUCAUCCAGCUAUAGGGCUUUAUGUAAUUCUAUAGCUGAAGAUAUCUGUCAGAGUUAUAUCAAUGCUAAUUAUAUUUUGGAUUCGAAUUCACAAUUAAUGUAUAUCGCAGCAGAAGGUCCAAUGUCGAAUACAGUCAAUGAUUUUUGGUCAAUGGUUCUUCAGGAACGUGCGCCAGCAAUUGUAAUGGUGACCAACUUAGAGGAAAAACCUUGUGGAGCCAAGCUUGCACUAAAAAAAUGCGAGAAAUAUUGGCCGGACAACCAUGCCUGUUAUGGUGAAAUUGAUGUUACUGUUGUAUCAACAAACUUUUACGAUGGUGUACAAAUUCGUCACAUUAUUUUAAAUUACGGUGGUAUGGAACAUCACGUCAGGCACAUUUGGUUUACAGAAUGGCCAGAUCAUCAUUUGCCUGUGCAACACAUUACUAAACUUUUGAAAGUAAUCGUUGCUAUGGAAAGUUAUAGAAAUGAAUAUCGACGAUUGUCUUCUCAUGUAGCACCAGUUGUUGUUCACUGCAGUGCUGGAAUUGGUCGAACUUGUACAUUUAUCGCAAUAGCUUUGGGAGUGGAUCAGCUCCGUAAAACUCCUGAAAAUAUUGACGUUUUUUCCAUUGUAUCCAGAUUACGCAGUCAGAGAUUUGGAGCUGUACAACUUCCAGGACAGUACGCAUUCAUCUACCUGGUAUUGCAACGCAUGGAGAGACUUCUCCCAGAAUUUUGUGCACAGAGUGAUCAAGACAAGUUCCCUGCCUGCCUUACUUUCUUGGAGACAUUAGGUGAUGAGAAUUCAAAACCAGAAAGUGAAAACGAUGAUGAACUACUCUGGAACAACCAGGUUGACUUGUUUUGA
Molecule: messenger RNA, 1185 nt
Organism: Acanthocheilonema viteae
Lineage: Eukaryota; Metazoa; Nematoda; Chromadorea; Rhabditida; Onchocercidae
Source: the annotation of a GenBank genome assembly